Fusarium oxysporum Fo47 is the source of this 2068-nucleotide messenger RNA. RefSeq names its product GMP synthase (glutamine-hydrolyzing). The record is from RefSeq and is a predicted model, not a curated record. Gene Ontology annotation, molecular function: ATP binding; GMP synthase (glutamine-hydrolyzing) activity; GMP synthase activity. The transcript is spliced from 19 exons. The coding region runs from base 146 to 1780 and encodes 544 amino acids. Gene Ontology annotation, cellular component: cytosol. Lineage: Eukaryota; Fungi; Ascomycota; Sordariomycetes; Hypocreales; Nectriaceae. Gene Ontology annotation, biological process: GMP biosynthetic process.
GCCAAAUAGAAUUUUUCUUUUUUUCUUUUUUAGUUAUACAUUGCUCGCUUCGCCUGGAUGCUUGCAUGGUCCCUUGUCCUUCUGCCAGUAUAACCAUACUUACAAUUAUCGCGCCUGAAGAUUUGACCAGAAAUCUCUUCCAAUAAUGAGCGAAACACUUGACGCGGCGCCGCCGCAUGCUACCUUCGAUACCGUCCUCGUCUUGGAUCUAGGAUCCCAGACCAGUCAUCUCAUCUUGAGACGGCUGCGAUCUAUUGGAGUUUACUCCGAGAUGCUACCAUGUACCCAGAAGCUCAAAGAUCUUUCCUGGAAACCUGUUGGCAUCAUCCUUAGCGGGGGUCCGUCAAGCGUGUAUUCUCCCGAUGCACCAAACGUGGAUCCGCUCGUGUUCGAGCUCGGUGUUCCUGUGUUAGGAGUCUGCUAUGGCUGCCAACUAAUUGCAUGGCGAGUAGACCCAAACAAUGUGGCACCUGGCGUGGCCCGUGAAUACGGAGAGACUUCGAUGGCCAUUCGUAAGAUUGGUAACCAUGCUGACCGUCUCUUCGAGGGAUUGGGAGACUCUUUGAAUGUUGUAAUGAGUCACUUUGACAAGCUCGUUCAUCUACCCGACGGUUUCAAGACCAUUGCCACCACCAAAAACAGCGAGUUUGCUGGCAUUGCCCACGAUUCUCAGCCCGUCUUCGGCAUCCAAUUCCACCCUGAGAUCUCUCACACAGAGCGGGGAACUGACAUAAUCGCCAACUUCGCUCUCAAGAUCUGUGGUGCCCGAGCGGACUGGAAAAUGGACAACUUCUCAGAGCGAGAAAUUGUUCGAAUUCGAAAGCUGGUUGGCGACAAAGCACAGGUUAUUGGAGCUGUUUCCGGAGGUGUUGACAGUACUGUGGCGGCUAAAUUGUUGACGGAAGCAAUUGGAGACCGCUUUAAGAGCAUUCUAGUGGACACUGGUCUGAUGCGUCUGAAUGAAUGCGAACAGGUCAAAGAAACCCUGGAUAAGCACCUGGGGAUUAACCUUACUGUGGUGGACGGAUCUGAUCUCUUCUUCAGCCGUCUUGCAGGAGUCACGGAGCCAGAAGCCAAGAGGAAGAUUAUCGGAGAGACUUUUAUCGACCUCUUUGAAAUUGAGGCACUCCGUAUAGAGAAGGAAGCAGAAAACACACCGUUUGCCGGAAAGGUUGAAUGGUUCCUCCAGGGAACACUCUAUGCGGACAUUGUGGAAAGUUUGAGUUUCAAAGGAGCCGCCAGUUCCACCAUCAAAUCUCACCAUAAUGCGGGAGGACUUCCUGCUCGCAUGCAAAACGGCGAGGCACACCUCAAGCUCCUUGAACCGCUCCGAGAACUUUUCAAAGACGAAGUACGGGCGUUCGGACGCCAACUGCAGAUUCACGAGGAGCUCAUUGGGAGACACCCUUUCCCUGGCCCUGGUUUGGGUAUCAGAAUAAUCGGCGAAGUCACCCGCGAACGCGUCGAAAUUGUGCGCAAGGCGGAUCACAUCUUCAUCUCCAUGAUCCGCGAGGCGGGAAUUUAUGACGAGGUCACUCAAGCCUACGCCGCGCUUGACACAAACAGAGCUGUCGGUGUGCAGGGUGAUGCCAGAGCGUAUGGCUACAUCUGCGUUCUGCGAGCCGUGACCAGCUUGGAUAUGAUGAGUGCCGAGCCCUACGAGUUCGAGUGGAGUCUUCUCAAGGCUAUUAGCAGACGCAUUGUGAACGAAGUUGACGGUAUCGCGAGGGUGGUAUACGACACCACGUCUAAGCCUCCAGGAACGAUUGAAUUGGAGUGAUACUGCUCGCCGAUCGAGUUCAAAGAAAGAUUUUCCAGGCUGCCCUUUCAGCGCGGACCUGAGAUGGCGUUUAGACGGAUGGAUUAGAUUUGCCCAAUAAAGGGAUAGGUGUCUUCGCUGCGGAUCUGCGAAAUAGGAGGUUGCGACUCGACUCGACGCCCUAGCGACUCUGGAAUGGAAGUCAAUCCAGGCUAAGCGACGGAACACGUUACCUCCGAGUCUUGAUCAAGGAUAGCACUUGCCUUACGUAGUCUCACGAUUUCAAUGAUUAUGUUUUUCUUUUGAGAA